Messenger RNA from Triticum aestivum (bread wheat), 1015 nucleotides. RefSeq lists its product as uncharacterized. The record is from RefSeq and is a predicted model, not a curated record. The transcript is spliced from 3 exons. The coding region runs from base 483 to 923 and encodes 146 amino acids. NCBI's taxonomy places the organism in Eukaryota, Viridiplantae, Streptophyta, Magnoliopsida, Poales, Poaceae.
GAGUGACCCGGACGAAGCAAAAAAGCUACUCUAGCCGCCGGACGGGCCCGAGUGACCCCCGUGUCGUUUAAUUUCAUUUCCUCGAGUGUCCUAGUCAUGUAGCAGCACCUUCGGCAAAUGAUCUUCACGUGUUUUGUGCUUUGCUUAGAGGAUGAUGGGCGCCGAAUUUAAUUAUUUGUGAGGAUGAUGAUCGGAUGGCGGCGGCAGUUGUAUAGUUGUUUUAGUGCCACUAGCUCGUAGUUAAUGGGGAACAGAUGCAUUUCUCCACAUGUGUUUUGGCACACGUAAUACUACCAUUUUCAUUCCUGAGGUUGUGCCUUUGCCUGAAGACCCGUGGAAAGUCAGAGCAGGCAUGUGUUUCUCAUUGCGCGACGCCUGAACUCCACAUGUCUGACGGUAGUGGCGCUUUCGCUUUCGGCCCGUCUGUUUCACGCUUGGAAAAUUAAAGGAAAAUUACGAGGCGUAGAACAGUCUUUGGCCGCAUGUUUUUCGUGCAUCUGGGUGGGCAUGGCAAUCAAUCAGUGGGUCGAGUCUCCGUUUCCUGGAGUCAAAGCUUCCCUGCCCAGAGUUCAGACUCUUUCCCCUCUUGCCUCUUUGCCAUGGACCGAAUAAACAUGUGGAUUCCACGCGGGAAGACACUCCCUGCUGUUGACCGCCUCCUCCUCCCCCCCUCCCGCCAUUCCAUUCGGGGAAGGAAGGAAGGAAGAAGCAUGGCGGAGCAGGCAAUGGAUCGGGAAGCAAAAGAGGAAAGCAGGUGCUCGAUCGCUUGCCGGACUGGGACCGGGGAUUCUUUCAGCGGCUUGGGGGCGGCGAGCGGAGCAGGACAUCCUUCUCGAUCCGUCAGCUGGCUUGGAUCAGAUGAUAUACUUGAGGUGAAAUCUGAAAUGGGUGUGAGUAGAAUCGCUCGGAAGGAACUUCGCUGAGGGAGCUCACAACUUCAGCCUGUUUCCUUGGAGCUGGAAUCGGUUAAUAUGUCUUGCUCAGGUACUUCAAACUCUAAGAACUUCUACUUCAU